AUGUCAUCGCCAAGCCCCAAACGCCCAAUGACAUUUCGCCUUGCUACCGUCAACGAUGCAUCCCACAUCGCAAAUCUCAUCAACACAGCCUUCCGUAGCGAGAAGACCGGACAGACUUGGUUGUAUGACGAGCAAGAGAAGCGCGUAGACAUUGUGUCGGAAGGCCUAGCCGAAGAUCUCAUCUUGGGCAAAAGCUCGGAAACCAUUAUGCUGGCUGGAACCCUCGACUCGAGGAUUGCGGCGACAUGUUUUCUACGCCGUCCUGACACUACUGUUCCACCUCCGGACCAUUUACAGCACGUCACUCCUGGAUCUGCGUGGCUGGGAUUCUUGGCUGUUGACCCGACGCUGCAUAGCAAAGGUUACGGGAAGGACAUGCUCGUCGAGGCGGAGAGAUUUGUCCAGCAGGAGUGGAAGGCGACAAGACUUGAGUUUGACUUUGUGCAUACGAGAAAGGAGUUGAAGGAGUGGUAUGCGAAGCAGGGCUACAAGGAGACUGGGCAGAAGCGGCCAUUCUUCUACGGAAAAGAUGGGAGGGGGAUUCUUGCCGAUGGCCUAGAGAUGGUGGUGCUGGGCAAGGAUCUUCGAGACGCGAAAUGA
Molecule: messenger RNA, 600 nt
Organism: Zasmidium cellare ATCC 36951
Lineage: Eukaryota; Fungi; Ascomycota; Dothideomycetes; Mycosphaerellales; Mycosphaerellaceae
Exons: 1
Coding region: 1-600 (199 amino acids)
Molecular function (GO): acyltransferase activity, transferring groups other than amino-acyl groups
Source: RefSeq, a predicted model, not a curated record